AAUAUGAAGAAAUUCUGAAUAUAUUAAGCGAAAAUAAAAAAAAGAAAAAUCGCGAAAAUAAAUUUCUAAUCACUAACAAAUCACCAUUAUCAAACAAAACAAGGGAAAUAAAAAAAAAACUAACUAGAAAAUUUAAAAAAUUCAUAUUUUUAGUACCAUAAUACAAUUUACCGUUGAAUUAGAAAGACGUUACGCGUCGCGCUCAAUAUCACACAAAGCAAAAUAAUAAUAAAAAAAUCGUUUUACAAAAAAACAUAACAAAAAAAACCAACAACUAAGCAAAAUAAUAAAAUAAAAUACUUAAAAAAUAAAAAAUAAAUUGAAAAGAGAGAAGAAAAAAACAUAAAACAUCACAUACCUUUUAAAAAUUGAAUACAAAAUUUAAAUCGUAUUGCAAUUUUUGUACUAAGCGUUGAAAAAAAAAUUAAAAAUUUUAAAUUUAUUCAUAACGCAUUCUUUGUAUAGUUUACACUUUUAUUCUUGAACAUAUCUACAAACAUACAUACCAAUAUAUUGUAUAUAAUCAAAAAACAUAAGUAGAAUUUUCAAAUGUUUAAUUUAUACAUUGUAUAUGGCAACAUUAAAAUAUACAAAUAGUAUUUGAAGGUCGUUUUUACUAAAUAAACGUGUAUGAUUCAAUUAUAUAUUUAUAUGUGCAUACACAAAUACAUACAUACAUAACAAAAAAAAUAGAGUACAGAAUAAAUUCAUAAUCAUAAUAAAUAUUUUUUUUUUAUAAUAUUAAUAAUAAUAAUAAUAAUAAAGUGAAUUUAAUAUAAGUAAAAAAAAAAAAACAAAUAUAAAAAAAUAAAAAAAUAAUAAAUUGAAAAAUUGUUCAACCCGGAUUUUAAUCACAUUGUCGCUUUACAAUAACAAAACAUCACAGAAUACUUACAGCAACAACAACAAUAACAACAAUAAAAACAUUUACAACAAUAAAAUUAAAUUUUUUACCAGUGUAUUUUUUUUUUUAUUAUAAAAAAUAAAAUUUGGGGGAGCAGAACUCUGCUGUCAAAAACAGAAAACAUAAUGUUUGUUCUGAGGGGUUCAUUAAGGAAUUUUAGCUUUUCAUUUUCUUAUCAUAUGAAUUUUUCACCAUUCGGUUUAAAACAAUUAACACAAAAUGAUCCACCAAAACCAGUUGAUCCUAGUAUCCAUGAAGAUGCUCAGUCCUCAGUUCCAAAUUUAGUUAAAAAAUAUGGAUAUCCAGCUGAAAUUCAUAAUGUUGUUACUGAAGAUGGUUAUAUAUUAGAAUUACAUCGUAUACCAAGACCAAAUGGUCAACCAGUUUUAUUACAACAUGGAAUUUUAGAUACAUCAGCAGCAUGGGUUCUAAUGGGUCCAACAGCAUCAUUAGGUUACAUUCUUUAUGACUUAGGAUAUGAUGUAUGGAUGGGAAAUUCACGUGGUAAUCGCUAUUCCAAGAAUCACAAACAUUUAAAUGUAUCAAGUAAAGAAUUUUGGGAUUUUUCAUGGCAUGAAAUUGGAAUUUAUGAUUUACCAGCAACAAUCGAUUACAUAUUAAAUGUAACAAAUUAUGAAAAAAUUCAUUACAUUGGACAUUCUCAAGGAACAACAAUUUUUUGGGUAAUGGGAUCAGAAAGACCUGAAUAUAAUAAUAAAAUUUUAUCUAUGCAAGCUUUAGCUCCAAUAGCUUAUUUAAAUAAAGUCAGAAGUCCUCUUAUAGCUUUAGUUAAUAUAUUAGGUACAUUAGAUACCGCUGCCAAAAUUCUUGGAAUUAAACAAUUAUUACCACAUCACGAGUAUGUGGUUCAGACUGGAUUAUAUUUAUGUCAAGAUGUUGCUAUUACCCAUUCACUUUGCUCAAAUUUAAUAUUUUUAAUAGCUGGAUUUAAUCAUGAAGAAUGGAAUACUAAAAUGCUUCCAGCAAUUAUUGGUCAUGUACCAGCUGGCUGUUCUGUUAAACAAGCAAUUCAUUUUGGGCAAAUAAAACGUUCAAGUACAUUUCGUCAAUAUGAUUAUGGAAUGUAUACAAAUUGGAAAAAAUAUGGUUCAAUAAAACCACCAAAUUAUAAUUUAGAUAAAAUAACAGCUCCAGUAUAUUUUCAUUAUUCAGAAAAUGAUUGGUUAGCACAUGUACAUGAUGUUGAAAUACUUUAUGAAAAAUUAAAUAAUACAAAAGGGAAACAUUUAGUAUCACAUUCAAAAUUUAAUCAUUUAGAUUUUCUUUGGGCAACAAAUGUUAAAUCUUUAGUUUAUGAAAAAGUUAUAGAAUUCUUAAAGCAUUCAGAAUGUUAAAAGAAAAAAAAAAGCAAAAAAUUUAACAUAUGUUGAAACUGAGGAUAAAAGUAUUUACAUGGAUACACAAUAAAUAUCAUAAACCUAAUUAUUAAAAUUAGGUAAUGAAACUUUCAAUUCAGAUUUUAGACAAGAAAAUCUAGAAAAUAUUAUUAUAUUUGAACCUAAAAUGGAGAAUUUUAUCUUAGGGUACAAGAAAAUUUUAAUUUAAUAUUAAAAUAUUAUAUAUAUAGUUAAUUAUUAGGUAUUACAAUAAUAAAUUUACUUUUAUGUCACUGUAGCAAUAUUGUGUCAUUUAACCUUAAAAUUUAAGAUGAAAACUUUAAUUAAACUAUGAUGUAAAAUCAAGGGUUUCAAUAUUGUAAUACUAAAAUUUUAUUGUUAAAAUAUAACAAUCAAAAACACAACAAAUUUAAACAUUUUUAUAAAAUAUUUCAAAU
Molecule: messenger RNA, 2699 nt
Organism: Condylostylus longicornis
Lineage: Eukaryota; Metazoa; Arthropoda; Insecta; Diptera; Dolichopodidae
Product: lipase 1-like
Exons: 7
Coding region: 1030-2259 (409 amino acids)
Biological process (GO): lipid metabolic process
Molecular function (GO): hydrolase activity, acting on ester bonds
Source: RefSeq, a predicted model, not a curated record